This is a messenger RNA of Talaromyces proteolyticus, 1477 nucleotides long. RefSeq lists its product as uncharacterized. The coding region runs from base 138 to 1319 and encodes 393 amino acids. Gene Ontology annotation, cellular component: endoplasmic reticulum. NCBI's taxonomy places the organism in Eukaryota, Fungi, Ascomycota, Eurotiomycetes, Eurotiales, Trichocomaceae. The transcript is spliced from 4 exons. The record is from RefSeq and is a predicted model, not a curated record.
GUCCGCCUGUGAGACCACCGACGAGCGACUCAGGCAUAUACAACUUCGUCGAGUCUCCAUGGUUUUGAGACUUUGAUCGACACACAUGAUCCAAUAAGCUAUACUAUGCUCAUAUUGGCUUGAAUCUACUUCGCACGAUGCGGCAGAUAUCAACGUUUCUUGCGACCUGCCUAGCUGCAGUCGCAGCUGCAUCUGAUGGAAGCAUUACCAUCUUCGAUUCUGCACACUCCAACCAACAACCUCACGCGGCCGUCCACGAAGAUGCUGCCAAAUUACUGUUGCAGCAAAGAAUGGUAUCGACUGGAUCCAUAGCCAGUGCAGCUCUUGAAGAACCGGUCCUAGAGCUGCUAAACAGCUAUGGAGUGCAAAACGCUCUAUUCGAUGAGACACCGCGCAAUAGCCAGCAGAAGCUGGUUGUCGUAAUAGACGGGUUGAAAAAAGAUGCCACUGCCAUCAAACCCAAAACUCCUGCCAUCACCUUCCCAAUUUCUCGAGUUUCCUCGGAUUUCAUGGACAACGAUAUGAUUGAGAGCUUACUCACCUCUCACGAAAACUCCGCGUCUGGUCCGAUACAAUGUCUGUAUGAGGCAGCGGCCAGUCCGGAACUGCAGGCAUCGAACAGCUACGGACUUCAGAGCUGCAUGCCCCAUCGAUACAUCUCAGGAAAUGGCAUAACAACCUCACAGAAGGAAUUUUUCGAUAGUCUCCCAUUGUCCUUGCUGGAAGCCCAGUCCAACAGUGAUGACAGCAAGGGAGUACUGAGACUGACAUUCAAAGAAAAUACGAUAACAUCAUCAAUGGCUGUCCAGCUCCUAGAUUCCCUUCAUGAACUUUUCAAUGCUCCCGAACAGACCUUCGUACUCCUACCCCACGCAAACUCGAAAACCUCUCAAGGCCAACCACGAGGAAUACGCUCCCCAGUUUUUGAGUAUACCAAAAGGUCCCCAAAGAAUGCCGUACCUUCGACAUUUGCUCCUGUCUGCUACAAGUCGAACAAUUCAUGUGUUGCUGGCACCGACAACUGCUCUGGUCACGGUACAUGUUCUCUCAAAUCAACAUCAAAAGACGAUGGGUGCUAUACAUGCAAAUGCAAGCAGACACAGGUGGAAAAUGCUGGUGGAAGUGUCCGUACCGUCUCAUGGGGAGGCUCAGCAUGCCAGAAGGAAGACAUCAGCGUACCAUUCUUCCUACUUGCUUCCAUCACAGUCCUUGCCAUCCUGGCAAUUGGUGCCGGUAUCAGCAUGUUAUUUAGCGUCGGUCAACAAGAGCUGCCUAGUGUCAUCAAUGCUGGUGUCAGCUCUGUAAAAACCACUGGCUAGAUUAGUUAUGCCGAUAAACACUUUCAGUCAUGCGUGGCAAAUUAAUGCAUAUUUGAUUUGGCUGCAAAUUUUACGAGGAACACUACUAUAUGCUUCUUACCAUGUUAUUUUAUUAUAUUGUUAGGAAUCCCAAUAAAUCGCUAAACUUAAUUGGAAAA